CGGCUAGUGGGUAUAAGCUGACGCCCUGAAGGACCUGAUUUGCCUUGGAUUGAAGCCAUAGAAGCUUGAAGCUUGAAGGCUGGAAGCCCUCAAUGGCAAUCAUCCCCCCGCGGGGGCCGCUAUUUUACGAGUCCCCCAGAAAAUCAGUGAAAUUGGAUCCCGGGGAACUUGGAACUUGAAACGUGCUUACCAGUACUUACCGCCCAGCAUCACUGCAGCGCGACGAGGAAUCCAUCUUCGAAGUUGUACUUGCAAUUGUCACCGUCUUCGUAUCCCAUUUUCUGUCGGUCGUCAGUCGCCGGCGAUCUCGUUCCAUGGUGUGGUCGGCUGCGACUCGCGAAGCCGCCUAGAAGCGAGUAGGGCGCCCUACUAUGGGCUCAGCAGGCGACAGCGAUUCGAUCCUUGAAUGCGACGUCUUGAUUCUCGGAGCCGGUAUAUUCGGAACCAGCACCGCGUAUCACCUCUCGCUUGACAGGAAUCGUGACUAUGCCUCAAAAAUCACGGUGCUCGAUCGCGCUCAGGCGCCCAGCCCGGACGCUGCAUCAUCGGACAUCAACAAAAUCGUACGGGCGGACUACAGCAAGACAUUCUACAUGAACUUGGCGUACGAAGCCAUGGAAUCCUGGAUACACAAUCCGCUGUUGAGUCCCUACUUCCACCAGACGGGGUGGGUGAUGCUGGAUGAACAAGAAAGCGACCUGGCCGACCGCAUUCGUCGAAACUUCCGCGAGAGCGGGCGGCCAGACACAUCGGCGGAUAUCACGCUUGAACAAGUCAAGGCUGAUUCAAGUUGGGGCGGUGUGUUGUCUGGUAUAGAUACGGCUGGGUACGGCAAGGCCUAUACUAAUUCUAGUGCUGGGUGGGCUGACGCAUCGGCGGCCGUGGAAGCAAUGAUGAAAGAAGCGAUCACAGCCGGUGUGAAAUACGAGGUAGGCGAGAUCGUCGAGUUACUUUAUGAACAGGAUGAUGGCACCGGCGGCGCCGGCCGCGGUGGUGGAGGUGGUAGGGUUACAGGCGUCCGCACUGCUGAUGGCAGGACCUUCUGCGGCAAAAAGAUCGUUCUGGCAACAGGUGCAUGGACGCCUUGGCUGAUGGCACCGCUGGAGAAGCAGCUGAAGAUAUCAUACGAGGAUAGCAUUCAGAAACAAAUCCAAGCGGCAGGGGUGUGUGUCGCCUCGUUCAGGCUGUCAGAGGAUGAAGCAUGGCAUUACUCCCAGAUGCCCGUUUUGGUCUACGGCGCAAAAGGAGAGGUUAUCCCUCCUAACAAGGACCGGUUUCUGAAGUUCACAAAUGCAAACACGUUUCUCAAUUCCCAACCUCACCCACAAACCGGUGCACUGGUGUCUGUCCCGUUGCCCGAGCAAAAGACCGUGCCCGAGGCUCUGAAGCGGCAGUCGAUCGACAUCAUCCGUCAGCGUAUCCCACAAAUACUGGCCGAUGGCCGCAUGCCUGAUGAUUGGCGUAUUUGCUGGGACGCCAUCUCACCGGACCAGAACCAGCUCAUCGCGAGACACCCUGACCCGCGGUUGUCGAACCUGUACUUUGCUACAGCGGGCUCGUUCCACAGUUGGAAGUUUCUGCCGAACAUAGGGAAGUAUGUUGUCAAUGUCCUUGCUGGCAAAUCGAAUGGCCCCGAAAAGGACGGAGCGUGGGCAUGGAAGAAAGAAUGGGCCGGAAGAGGCGCCCAUGAGAAGGUCUUGCCCAAGGGAGAGUUGAGGGACUUUGGGUAAGUCAGCUAAUGUCAUGACACAGGGAAUACUUGAACUAGGGAUUCCUCAGGCAAUUCUUUUCUAAAUGCACAGGACGCUCAACAUUGCUUUCAUAGAUGGUUUUGGGUCUAUAUAGGUAUCUUCAGCUCUCCUAGAUAUGUACUUACAUCCAAGCUAAACGGCUUCGCUUUUGUAAAUCCCUUCAGGCGGCAGACAAAACAAGUUUUCUGUUGCCUACCACUCCAUUUUCUCCUUCACAUACAGGUCAACGUACUUGUCAAUUUCCA
Molecule: messenger RNA, 1996 nt
Organism: Exophiala dermatitidis NIH/UT8656
Lineage: Eukaryota; Fungi; Ascomycota; Eurotiomycetes; Chaetothyriales; Herpotrichiellaceae
Exons: 1
Coding region: 372-1730 (452 amino acids)
Molecular function (GO): flavin adenine dinucleotide binding; sarcosine oxidase activity; saccharopine oxidase activity
Source: RefSeq, a predicted model, not a curated record